AUGGUGGACCUCAAAGGUUCCCGGACGCUCGCACACUUCCGCAGUCAGAGCCGCGUCCAGUGGGGGAUCCCCGGCACGCAGUGCCACGCGCAGCCCGCGGGACAAUGGGAUUAUUUCCGGAGGGAGAGGCUGCCUCGGGCCGGGGCUCAGGCGGCCGUGCCUCCUUCCCUCAAUCCGUCCCUCGGCACACUGGAGCGCCUGCGGCGGCCAGGGACGAGUACCAGAGCGGGCGCGGGUGGCGCACGGGUGGCAGGGCCGGGCCCGCCUAAUUCAAUUAACCGGGCGGCUGCCGCAUCCGCGCAGCGCCUGGCCUGCGGGGCGCCCGCCCGGGCAGCUGUUCUUUGUGCGCGGAGCCCAUGCAUAUGGAUACUGUCCCGCUCGGGUCUCCCGUCGGCGUUCCCUUUCCGGCACCUGCGGCUCCCUCGCCUCUCAGAGAAGGCGCCUGGCCUCACUAGCAAAGUUGGAAAAUGCGUGUGGCGGCUUGUGGUUGCGCGUGGAGGGUCUGCGUGGAAGAGAAUGUACCUCGUAGAUGCGUUUCUUGGUUCAUGGAGGAGGCAAGACCCCAGCGUCCAGGACUUCUCAUCCUGCCGACUGGUUCAAGCUAGCGCUGUUCUUUGGUUCCAGGACAGCCUGGCUGCGUGGGACUCAGUGGAUGCCUACCCACUUCUGCUUCUCGGUCUCCGAUCUCAGUCCCUCAGUCUCUGGCUCCUGCAUAUGUCUCGGCUCCGGACCUCCCUCUCCCCCUUCCUGCCCCUCCCCCGCGCUGUCAUUCACCCCGCUCCUCUCCGCGCGCAGCCAAUGGAGAGACCCGGCCAAAACGGCUCGGCUCGCUCGCACCGGGCUUUUUCGCCCGCUCUCCCUGAGCACUUCGCCUCCAAGUUUCUGCACAGCCGCCGCCGCCGCCACCUCUGCGCCCCUGUGCGCUGCCCCCUAGCCCAGCGCCGCGAGCGCUGUCGCUCGCCCCCCCCCCUCCGGGGGGUCGGGGCCGGCAUGGAGCACCUGGUGCCCGCACACAGGCCACUCGCCGGAGCCGUGGCCCACCCACAGUCCCUGGCCACUGGCUUACCCACCGUGCCCUCCGUGCCUGCCGUGCCAGGAGUCAACAACCUCACCGGCCUCACCUUUCCCUGGAUGGAGAGUAACCGCAGAUACACAAAGGACAGGUUUACAGGUCACCCCUAUCAGAACCGGACGCCCCCUAAGAAGAAGAAGCCGCGCACGUCCUUCACGCGCCUGCAGAUCUGCGAGCUGGAGAAGCGCUUUCAUCGCCAGAAGUACCUGGCCUCGGCCGAGCGCGCCGCCCUGGCCAAGGCCCUCAAAAUGACCGACGCGCAGGUCAAGACCUGGUUCCAGAACCGGCGGACGAAGUGGAGGCGGCAGACGGCGGAAGAACGCGAGGCCGAGAGGCAGCAGGCGAACCGCAUCCUCUUGCAGCUGCAACAAGAGGCUUUCCAGAAGAGCCUGGCGCAACCGCUGCCCGCCGACCCGCUGUGCGUGCACAACUCGUCACUCUUCGCCCUGCAGAACCUGCAGCCGUGGUCUGAUGACUCCACCAAGAUCACCAGCGUCACGUCCGUGGCUUCGGCCUGCGAAUGA
Molecule: messenger RNA, 1596 nt
Organism: Chrysochloris asiatica (Cape golden mole)
Lineage: Eukaryota; Metazoa; Chordata; Mammalia; Afrosoricida; Chrysochloridae
Exons: 9
Coding region: 1-1596 (531 amino acids)
Biological process (GO): animal organ development; regulation of transcription by RNA polymerase II
Cellular component (GO): nucleus
Molecular function (GO): RNA polymerase II cis-regulatory region sequence-specific DNA binding; DNA-binding transcription factor activity, RNA polymerase II-specific
Source: RefSeq, a predicted model, not a curated record